UAGAUUCAGAUUAUGAUGAGAGGGAGAGAGAAAGCCAUCAAAGAGAUAGAGAGAGAAUCGCGAAAAACCCCAUAGACGAAGAAAGUAAGGGUUCAGAGAGAAGCUUCUUUCCAUUUGAAGAAGAAGAAGAUGAUGAUGAAGUGAAUCUGAUUUGGAUCAUCUUCUUCAUCUCCCAAUUCGCAUGCUUAUCAAUCAAGAUAAUGGUGGUCUGACUUUUCAUUCUGAUCAUUAAUGGAGACAACUCCAACUGAAGAACUUCUCAAGAAGAUCCAAGAGCUUCAAAUUGGACAUGCUCAUCUUCAAGAAGAGAUGUCAAAGCUCGUCAGUUCCGCCGAUCCAAAAACACUAUCCAAUCAACAACAACAACACCACCACGGUGUUCAUCAGAGAUCUAAUUCGGUAUCGCCUCAACGGUCAGGUAUUCCGAGAAGGAGCGGUUCAUCUGGAUGUAGGUUCGACGGUGGUGCGAUGGCGUGGAGUAGAGGUUCUUCUUCGUUUCGACAUUCAUCGCCUUUACAAAGAGAGAGUCGUGUCAAGGAUCAACCUCAACCUCUUACAAUCGAACCUGUUAAUUUACCGGCGGCUGUGAAGUUUACUGAUAGACAGUACUUGAAUAUACUACAAUCAUUGGGACAGUCUGUUCAUAUAUUUGAUCUCAGUGGUCGUAUAAUUUACUGGAAUCGAACAGCUGAACACCUUUAUGGUUAUUCUGCAGCUGAAGCUCUAGGUCAAAAGUCUAUUGAGCUUCUCAUCGAUGACCUAGAUCUUGCUGUAGCCAACAAUAUCGUGCAACGGGUGACUACGGGUGAGAAUUGGACUGGUCAAUUUCCUGUCAAGCACAAAAAUGGAGAUAGAUUCGUAGUUGUGGCAACCAACACACCUUUCUACGAUGAUGACGGCACUUUAAUUGGUAUUAUAUGCGCAUCGAAUGAUUCACGCCCAUAUCAAGAAACCAGGCCUUCAUUCCAAUCUACUGAGAAUUUAGACACAAGCACGAGUUUUAGCCGUCCCCGGUUCCCUCAGCAGCCACUCCAAGUUGCCAUUGCCUCGAAAAUAUCCGAUUUGGCAUCAAAGGUAAGCAGCAAGGUGAAGUCAAAAAUAAAGUUAGGAGAUGGAAUCAUGGUUCAUGAAGGAGGGAGUGGAGAUAUUCAUCAUUCUGAUCAUGGUUUCUCAGAUAUAGCUUUUUCCGAGCAUAGAGAAGAUGCAAAUUCCAGUGGAGCAAGUACUCCAAGAGGGGAUCCGAUAGCGUCUUCUCCAUUUAACUUGGUUUCUCAAGACCAUUCUGGUGAUGAAUCUGUAGGGGGGAAAUCUGGGAUUCAGAAGAUCAUUACAUCAAGAGCUGAAGCCUGGAUGGGUAAGAAAGGACUCUCUUGGCCGUGGAAAGGGAACGAUCAGCAGGAAGGAGGAUUAGAGAAUAAAACUGCACGUUUUAUAUGGCCAUGGUUGAAUAAGGACCAAGAGAAUGACCAAACAACAGCUCAUUAUCUUAAUAGUUCUUUUUCUAAUGGAAAACAAGAACAACAAGUAAGUGAUCAGGGUAAUAGACCUGCCAACAAUGAUGCUUCAGGGUCUUGGUCCUCGUCCUUUAAUGUUAACAGCAAUAGUAGUGCAAGUAGUUGUGGAAGUAUCAGCAGUAAUGCUGUUAAUAAACUUGACAUGGAUGAUUGCUUCGAUUAUGAGAUUCCAUGGGAGGACUUGACAAUUGGAGAAUCGGUUGGCCAAGGUUCUUGUGGCACUGUCUACCAUGCUUUGUGGUAUGGAUCGGAUGUAGCUGUCAAAGUAUUUUCCAAACAGGAAUAUUCAGAUGAUGUCGUACACUCCUUCAGACAAGAGGUGUAUCUCAUGAAAAGACUUCGGCAUCCAAAUGUUUUGCUCUUCAUGGGUGCCGUUACAUCACCUCAACGUCUCUGCAUAGUCACAGAAUUUCUUCCUCGUGGAAGCUUGUUUCGGUUGCUACAAAAGAAUACAGGAAAACUAGAUUGGAGACGACGUGUUCACAUGGCUCUGGAUAUAGCGCGCGGAAUGAAUUAUCUUCAUCAUCACAAUCCACCCAUUAUUCAUCGUGAUUUGAAGUCUUCAAAUCUUCUGGUUGAUAAGAACUGGACUGUGAAGGUUGGUGAUUUUGGUCUUUCGCGUCUCAAACACGACACAUACCUUACAACAAAAAACGGGAAUGGAACACCCCAGUGGAUGGCUCCUGAGGUUCUUCGUAAUGAGCCCUCAAAUGAGAAGUCUGACGUAUACAGCUUUGGCGUGAUAUUAUGGGAGCUGGUGACAGAGAAGAUUCCUUGGGAAAAUCUGAAUCCAAUACAGUUGAUUGGAGCUGUAGGCUUCAUGAACCAGCGGUUGGAUUUGCCAAAAGAUAUGGAUCCUGAAUGGGCUUCUAUAAUCGAGAGUUGCUGGCAAAGCGAGGCAGAGCUUAGGCCAUCGUUCCAAGAAUUGUUGGAAAAAUUCAAGUCACUGCAGAAAAAACAAAACAUCCAAAUCCAGGCAGCAAGAUCAGGAGGCAAGAAAGAAGGCAAUAAGUAGGAGUUGGUUGGUGUUAUUGUUUGUUUCAUUGGAGGAUUCUUUUGCCCUGGCAAUAAGUAGGCUCGAGAUAUUUGGAGAAAACGAUAAUCUGUAAGCGCUUACGGUUACGGGAAACAUCAAGUAGGACAAUCAUUGUAGAGAAACAUGAAAGAAAAGGAUGAUGGAUUGAUGGGGGUAAUAACUACAAUUUCUAUAAAUCCAUGAAUAUAUAUGAUACACUCUUUUUUUUUCAGCCUUUUUAUAUAACAUUUGAAAACAGUUUUGCUUUGGGAGUUUGAUGUCCUCACAUUCGAGGGUGUAAAUAAAAACACUAUAAUAUUCCUGUCA
Impatiens glandulifera is the source of this 2856-nucleotide messenger RNA. RefSeq names its product probable serine/threonine-protein kinase drkD. Bases 232 to 2529 code for a protein of 765 amino acids. Gene Ontology annotation, molecular function: ATP binding; protein kinase activity. The record is from RefSeq and is a predicted model, not a curated record. The transcript has 13 exons. Lineage: Eukaryota; Viridiplantae; Streptophyta; Magnoliopsida; Ericales; Balsaminaceae. Gene Ontology annotation, biological process: regulation of DNA-templated transcription; protein phosphorylation.